Molecule: messenger RNA, 1089 nt
Organism: Stereum hirsutum FP-91666 SS1
Lineage: Eukaryota; Fungi; Basidiomycota; Agaricomycetes; Russulales; Stereaceae
Exons: 4
Coding region: 1-1089 (362 amino acids)
Source: RefSeq, a predicted model, not a curated record
AUGUCUUCCGCCCUGUCUACCAUUAUGGCCGUCUACGACGUGUCUCUGCAGCCCAUCGCCUCCCUCGCCGCCUUCGGUGUCACAGUGACGCCCAUUGACGUUGUGGGAGCCCUCAGGCUCGCGCUUGUUUUGCGCCAACUGCGCGAGACCUUCCACAGAGAGCACAUCGACAAGUCGAAGCCGACCGGAGGAGGCACGGGCGGGCGGCCUGGGAAGGACCGCGCAGAAGUCGAGAGUCGAGCGCGCACUCGCGAUCUCGUGACGACUCUCGUCAUGGUCUACGGUGGCGAGGCAGUCGUGGCCCCUUGGCUGGGUAUACAGCCCUCCUUCAUGCUCGGGGGCGCCAUCCCCGCCACGUUCAUUGCCACACACUACCUUGUCGAGGCUCUCCCAGCCGUUCCCAUGCCCGGUUUAUACAACGAGCUCCUUUGUGCGGUAGUGGACGCGUUCACUCGUGCUCUGCUCCUUUGUAAUGUCGUGCCCACUGUGGUUACGAAGCACGCCUCGCCCCUGAUAUCCACAUCACCCUGGACAUUAUUGAUCACCGCUCUGGCUCAUGAAAACCUCUACCUCCAGUUCACAGCCAACGGUGGCCCAUUCAUUACCAACUCCCUUUCCCUGCUGCAACCCCAUGCUAUAACGAUCACUACUCCGCCCGAGCUCCUGCCUUGGGGCUGGACAGGUACCGAUCUCUGGGUGGCGCCGCUUGUAACGGCACUCUACGCCACACUCACACAUGCCCAACCAUUCUUUACCGGCCUUCAUUCCCUGCUCUUCUCCUUCUUCAGCCCCUUGGGUCUAGCAUUUUUAAGCUUUAAAUCCAAGGGCUUGAACGAGACGGGUCCGAAUAUCGGAGAGUUGCAGCCUGUGGAUUCUGAUACGGCGAGGGCAGCUUGUGUCGUAGCUCUCGGAGUGUUGUUCGUUGGAAGGACAUUGAAGAACUUCGGAAUCCAGAGUCCUGCCCACGAAGAAUCGAACGAGGCAGCGAAGGAUGGGCUAGUUAGGGAGGCGCGGAAAGGCGGAGAACUGUCGAAUAGAACUCCUAAGAAGAACAGUACGAACGCUGGCAAGAAGACCAAAGUACAAUGA